Messenger RNA from Gryllus bimaculatus (two-spotted cricket), 4202 nucleotides. NCBI's taxonomy places the organism in Eukaryota, Metazoa, Arthropoda, Insecta, Orthoptera, Gryllidae. The record is from the annotation of a GenBank genome assembly.
ACGGCUACACCGUGGAUGACGUGAAGAUGUACUGGAAGGAGACGCCGGUGCGCGGCGUGGAGGAGGCCGAGCUGCCCCAGUUCACCAUCAUCGGCUACGAGACCAACGACCGCAAGGAGAAACUGGCCACGGGCAGCUACCAGCGCCUGUCGCUCUCCUUCAAGCUGCAGCGCAACAUCGGCUACUUUGUCUUCCAGACCUACCUGCCGUCCAUCCUCAUCGUGAUGCUGUCGUGGGUCUCUUUCUGGAUCAACCACGAGGCCACCAGCGCCAGGGUGGCCCUCGGUAACGCCUUGCCAACACCUUCUUCCUUUCUAACAAGCAAAGUUCUUGCACGUCCAAAAUCAACAGUGCCAAGUGGAGCUGCUGUUUCUACUGCAACUGAUGGAUUUGCAUCAUCAUCACAUCAAGAAAUCAUUGAACUUCAAGAUCUAAGAAUGUCACCAAUUCCUUCCAUACGAAACAGACACAAUAGUCGUUAUUCUGCAUCAUCAACAGAGGGAAUGGAUCCCUCAAAAUUUCCCCCAAGUUUUCGUCCAAGAUCUCCAAGUUACACAAUUCCAGUAAGAACUGCAGGAGGCUUACGUUUUCGUCGACGAGGUCAUCCAUCAGAACGAGAACAUCGGCCAAAAGUAAUUCAUGCUCUCAAGAAAGGUGCAUCUGCUCUAAAGUCAUCCAUUCCUAAAAUAAAGGAUGUGAAUGUGAUAGAUAAAUAUUCACGUAUAAUAUUUCCUGUCUCAUUUAUUCUUUUUAAUGCGGUUUAUUGGAUCUUCUAUUUCUUACCCAGUGAAGCAGCACAGAAGUGACUGAAUGCAUGAAUAGUUGAGAAUUUUAUUACAAAUCCUUGUGGGGUAAACUGAAUUGAAAAUUGACCUCAGUGAUGAUGUUUUAAAAUAGGCCAGUACAUAAACACAUUAAUGACUCAUAUUAAUUCAGAAUGAGCAAAACUGCAAACCAGAAAAUUAGAAUGUUAUAUCAAAUUAAUAUUUUCAAAUACUUCAGUAUCAUACAUCCCUUAACUGUGUAGUCCAAUACGUACAUACUUGAUAUUGAUGAAUAGCGAAUUUGAUCAAAAUUUGAAAAAAAUACACUGAAGUUGCAAAAUUGGUGAUUACUCACAAAUAACUGUAACUAAAACUGUCUCUGCAAUGUAAAUCCAGCUAAUAAAAUUAAAUAUACGUAAUUCUCGUUUUAAAAUUUAUUUUGGUGUUCCUGAUGCAAUUAUUUUGAGAGAGGAAAAUAAUUUAAUUCCACAAAUUAUAAAAGCAAAACAAUUUUCCUUGCAAAUUUUGCUCAUUUAAUUUCAAAGUGACUUAAUUGUCCAAUGAAAAAUGUAUAACAGCAAAUUAGAUCUCAGUAUGGACAUAAAUAUUGAAAUUUCAAAAAACUAAAUAAAAAGAAAGGUGACAGGAAAACUGUAGGGCAUGUUAUAUCUUAUAUUGAAUAGUAAAGAAGAUAAUGGAUCCUUACAUUGCCACAAGCCAUUUGUGUUUAAAUACAUUUUAAAAUGAUUAAGUCUUAAUAUUACCCCUUUGCAGGAUGCAGGUUAACAUCAAUUAUUAAGGAGUAUUGGAAAUGUUAAUACAACACUACAAAGUAGUAUGCUUUUUUAAUAAAACUGAAAAGAUUUAUGAAUGUACACUUUAUGUUCGUGCUGAUAAAUGAAAAAUAAUUUUGGGCUUAAACGUUGCAAAAGAAUUAUGUAAAUUCUAGAAAAUUAUACAGUAUUGCUUAUCGGGAGACAUAUUGGACUGAGUCUUUACAAUGAAAAUGUAUGGUGUACAAGCAUUCAUACAAGUCCGCUGCCUCACCUACAACUAUGCCAUCAAUUUAAAUGAACGUUUUAUAUGUAAAUAAAUGUAAUUUUUUCAUUUCUAUACAACAACCAUAUUUUUAACCAAAGAUUGUAAAAGUUAAACUGAAUUAUGUUUUUUGAUAAUAAAAUGAUUGUUUGUCAAGUAAUCUAUUAUUUAACUCAAACAUAAUAUAAAAAGAAAAUUUUAAAGAUUUGAGAAGCUUCAUGACAAACAGAAUUCCAAUAUUCUUAUGAGUCAAAAAUUGUCAAAGUUGACACAUUCAUAUAAGCUAAAAAUUCUUGCAAUUUGGGUCAUGAAAUUUGAAAUUGCUGCUCAAAUAUUUGCUCAAACUCAAGAUAUAUGAUACAGAACAUUUGAAGGUAACAUGAGAUGAACCACAGAUGGAAUAUUAACUCCUGUGUAAAUUGCAAGUCUUACUAUCAUGAAAAUUAAUAUUAAAAGGAUAUGAUAUACCAAUUAUGAAUGUUUUACAAUUUAUCUAGUAGAAUUUAAUUAAAAAGACAAUGAAGAUCUUCUUAGUGAACUGCAGGGACAUGAGAGUUCUAAAACUUCUAUGGAACAUCUUUCUCAACUAACACAAAGACAAACUUCAAAUAGUAACUUGAGAAAGAAGUGUCCAAACCAAAGUUUUAAUGUUUUCAAUAUUCUUAUACAUAGAACUUACCUAUUUCAAACAAAUUUGUUUUUGUUUUGUUUUUUACUAUUUCUUCUUUGAGACAAACAUGUUCUAUGGUUUUUCGUGUGAAAACUAAUUUUUCAAAGCAUUGUUUCUACUGGACACUUACAUUCCAAGCUCCUCUGUUUUAUCAAACCUGUAGAAAAAAAUGUUCUCAAUGCAGUUUUAGAUUUUUUGUUGUAGUUGUUUCAUUCAUUUUGAGAUCUAAUGUGCAAACUUUCAUGAAAACUAUAUUUUGUAACUGGUAUCAAUAUCCACAAAUAAUUGACACACUAUACCAAAAUAACAUUACAAUUACAAAAUUUAGAAGGAAGUUCAUAGCUUAGAAGAAACAAAAUAUACCAAAUUAACAUUUACUCAAUAACAACUUAAGAGGAAUAUAUUUGCCUAAUGGAGUUGCAGUGUUCACAAAUCUAAUAAGGACUAGAAAUAAUUUGUAUUUUCAAGAAAUAUUCCUUCUAUUUUUGAAUGGGAGUUGUAAUUUGAUACAAACUUGCAUAUCUCUGUUUGACAAAUAUAAAUAUUCUGUUAGUUAAUGGAGAUUAAAAAUUUUAUGUGAAUAUACAUUUAAGAGCUGUUGAUCAGCUAAUGUUUAAUGCUGAAAUGAAUGUCUAAAAUAUCUGUUAUUGUUAAGUUAUGGAUAAACUACAUAGUGUACAGUGUUUAGAUACCGUUGGAAUGGCAGUUUCAAAUGUGACAAAUAAAGGUAAACCAAACAGAUAAGUUUAUUAUUCUCACAUGAUAUUACACACUGCUAAUUACUGUACAUCAAUUUUGUUUGUAAUAAGAUAUUCGCAAAUUGAACUGUUUUUUUUUUAACAUAUUAUAUUAUUUUUAGCUAUUUUAAAAGCACUUGCUACAGCAUUUAUUUUUGUGAUUUUAAAAAAAUUUCAAUUUGAAAGAAAUAAAACUUAUCUCAGCUCUCAAAAUAAUUUAAAAUCAAAAUCUAAGAACUUGCACUUCCUGUUGUUCAUGUCUUUUAAUGCACUUAUAGAUAGUGGAAUCAUAAAAAAUUUCCUCCUCUGUAAUAAUUGUCUUGUUGUACAUUGUACUAACAAUGAGAAGCAGAAUUAGUUUUCUGAUUAAAAUGAGUUUUAAUUUAUAUAAUUUCUUUAUAUCAAAUUGCCUGAAUUUAAUAAGAUAAUUCUCAAUAGUAGAAUGACAAUUUAUCUUAUUUAUCUAACAUUAAAUUGAUUAUUUCUAGUCAUUUUAGGUUCAUUCAUUUCAAGCAAGCACUGCUCAAAAUACAAUGUAAAUUUUGAAGGUAAUAUUGACAUUAAUCAGAAAAUAACACAAACUAACUUAUUUUUUGUUUACUUUCAUUUGUCUCAUUUGACAAUGUGCACAAAUAUGUCAACAUUUUUGUGAAUGAAAAUAUUAUGUAUAUUUUUAAUAAUUCUUCUUCUUUAGAUGAAAACAGUUAUGAAAUAUAAUGGAUGUGAAGUAACUGUACAAAAUAUAGAAUGAAUGAAUAAUUACAUAAAACAAUAUAUGGUUUUGUUAGACAAAAUGUGUCAAUAAAAAUGAUAGUAUGUAGAAUGAGAUGCAUGUAAUUUUCUUUUCACCCAUAAUCAUAAUUAAAUACAAAAGAGUAGUGUGUUAAGGAUUGCUAAUACAGUAUGGCUUGUUCUCAAAGAAUUUCUAUUGUUUCUUCUUGGGUCCUUCUGCUUUCUGGUCGGUGUCUCAAAACUUAUUUGGAUAACCCUUAC